Molecule: messenger RNA, 3858 nt
Organism: Ramularia collo-cygni
Lineage: Eukaryota; Fungi; Ascomycota; Dothideomycetes; Mycosphaerellales; Mycosphaerellaceae
Exons: 1
Coding region: 1-3858 (1285 amino acids)
Biological process (GO): regulation of ribosomal protein gene transcription by RNA polymerase II
Cellular component (GO): nucleus
Molecular function (GO): DNA-binding transcription factor activity; sequence-specific DNA binding; protein binding
Source: RefSeq, a predicted model, not a curated record
AUGGAAAGCGAGAACGCGCCGGCACUCGCCGCGCUUGACAACGAUCACCACAACUACACCUUCGAGCAGGAGCUAGGCGGCCUAACAGCCAUGCCCACCAUGUCUGGAUUGGAAGACAAUCCAAUGUUGACGCAGACACCCCGUCGUCCGUCACCCGACAGCAACAUGCACGCCGCUCCCUGGCYCGAAACGCCCCAGCUUGUUACCGAUCACGGGGUACCGAGCAAUCUACGCGACAGUCAUGGGCAGCAAGAGAAAGAGCUUCCGCAGGUUCCGGCGCAACCGAACCCCGCCAUAGAGGGCUCCACCGCCAUUCUGGAUCGCAAGCCGAGUGAUGCUUUGGUUCUUAGCGAUGACGGCAACGACAUUCAUAACGGCACCAUGUCUGCCAUCCUGCAAGAUAGCCAAACCCAGCUCUCGCUCGGUCCAGAGGCUCCGAGCACGCCCUCUCAUAUGGAACCGACGACUGCCGCUGCCUCUCCAGAGCACAUAACAGAAGAAGCCUUUGCCAUGCUCAAAUUCAAUGACAGCCAUUGCUAUGUGCGCUCUACCAAUCUUGUCAUCGGCCGCGACAUGAACUUUCUAGCCAAAUACCAGCAGCAGAAGAAGGACGAAAAGAAGAAGCGUGCCAGAGCCUUGCAAGCACGGCGUGCCCUUGACAUAUACGCGCGUGAGCCAAGUCAGCCAUCGCUCAUGGGCGAUGAUGAUCCUUCCGGUGAGUCUCUGGAAGGCCGACCCGAGCCAACCGGACCUCUUAGCGUUUUCAGCGUUUUCAGCGAGCAAGGUGGCCCUGUUGCAUACAACAACCCCUACUCAGAUGAUGAGAAUGAGGAGCACAGCAGGGUCAGACGUCGCGAUCGCAGGAACAAGUCGUCAUCGAAUACUUCAGUUGCGCCCAAGAGCUUAAUGGCGUUUGCUGAAGGAGAGAAUCUGCAAGCUGAGAACCGCUAUGCCGCCGAUGGCACUCUCACAGACCCUCGCCAAUGGGCACAGCUGCCGGUUCAUCCCCCAAUUCCUGCAGAUAUCAAGAAAAUCUCAAGGGAACAUCUCCUCUUUCAUUACGAUUCUGRUAGAGGGAAGUGGCUACUGGAUGUGAUUGGCAACGGUGCUAUAUUCAAUGGUGUAUCCUACAUGAAGGACACUACAGAUCUGGAGCUCAACCACAAUGACGAGAUCUUCAUCGCGACGUUGGGAAUGCGGUUCAUGCUUCCCGAAAGCGUCGUCAAUGAGUCCGAGCAGGAGGAGGAGGAGGAAGAGGAGGAGGAACAGACGUCCGCAACAAAAUACGCUGGACACGGCUCGAGCACAAGUCCGGCUCGAAGACUGUCGGAACUCUUCAGUGCGGAUGACAGCAGUGACGAUGACGACGAACCACUUGCACAAGUACGGGCAAGUGCAAAGCCACCAGUUCCUAAGCUCAAGCUCAAGUUCAAGAAGCCUCUGCCCAAAGACGAUCUCGCUUCGGAGCCAGAAAUUGUUGGAGGGAAUGGCAAGGGUAAGGGCAAAGGCAAGGCAGCAAAAAGCAAGGACAAAUCUGAGAAGGCCGAAAAGUCUGAGAAGUCUGAGAAAAAGCCUGAAAAGAAGUCUGAAAAGAAGCCUUCCAAGAAUGAAUCAAAGGCAGCUCUCAGGGAGGAGCCGCCUCCGCAACCAACAGAGGGUUCGAAUACGACUGACAUUACUAGAAAGCCCAGCGAUGCAGUACGGGAGGCCGGACCAAGCAUCGCUACAGGCGCGAGUACCGAGCAGUCACCUCCCGUGGUUCCACAUGUCAUUGACCCAACCUCAGUUCUUGCCAAUCUCGCGCCAGAUCAGUUACCUGAAAAGCGAAAGGGUCCUGGUCGGCCUCCAAAGAAUGGUCUUUUGUCCAAGAGAGAUGAGUCUGGAGUCAAGAGAAAGACCAAGGAAUUUGAAAGACGUGGUGUUCCCGUCCCAGCUUUGGAGACAUUGAUUGCGAUGGUACGUCAGGAGCAAAAGGCCAAAGAUGCCGCAAACAAGGCCCAGGCUCGUGGGGAGCCCGUUCCAGACAUGCCAAUGCCGAGCAUCGAAUCCUCGGACAUGGCGCAGGAUGGCGAGCGAGGACGCCAGCAGACUCCAAGAGAGUCUCACGCCAUUGAGAGCGGCAGUCCGGGUGCUGACAGAAAGCUGUCGCCGAGACUGCCGCGACCAAUCCCGAGAGAAGCAUCGCCCAUCAAACCAGUGACAGAAUUCACUGAGGAGGAACUGAAGAAACCGAACAUGACUUACAUCUACAUCAUCGAUGAGGUCCUUCAGAACGUCGAAGGUGGCAAGGCGGAUCUGCAGGCUAUCUACGACAAGAUUAUGAAGCGAUGGCCGUUCUACAAGUACAAGGUCGGCUCGUUGGGCUGGCAGAGCAGUGUCAGGCACAAUCUACUGUCGUGCGAUCGCUUCAGGGACGCUGGUAAAAGCGGCAAGGGAAAGCUCUGGGCCAUCAACCACGACCAUCCGCUCGACAACAAAAAGCGGAAGCCGUCGCCUCCUCCUCGACCAAUGCAAAUGCCGAUGCAGAAUGGCCAGAUGCCGAUGCAGAACAUGGGUCAGAAUCAAUUCGGACAGCCGCAUUAUAACGGCCAGUACCAGCAGCCUGGUAACGGCCAGCAGCCAUAUGCUGGCAAGCCGGGUUCAGGCCCUUACUACAGUCCAUAUACACAGWCCGGGAACUAUCCUCCAAACGGCGCACAUGGCAUGAGCCAGRGCUCAAAUGGUGCAUAUCCGGCGAACGCUUMUCAGAAUCCACAGCCCCACGUACAGCAGCCUCCUGCACCUCCCAAUCCUUUCCAGCCUGUCAUUGAUGCAAUCCUGAGCUUCAGAACAGCAUGGCUUGCGUCACUCUCUGAGGACUCCGAACUUAAGCCUGACGAACUCAAGGCUCACGAAGAUGCAUUUGCUCGUGGGACAAAUUACUUUUCGACGUUGUACCACGGUUCCGGUGAUGCGACAGUGACAGACGCCGAAAUCAGUAGCGUUGAGCCAUUCAUGACGCUGAAGAGCAUUUUCGAAGAACACAAAUACCUCUUCGAGCAGAAGCCUGCAGAAGCAAAUGGGCCUACAGGAGGAGCUCCCGGUGCAAGCUCUGGCAGCCAGCCUGUGAAACAAGAGCUCCCGGCGGAGAGUAAUGGUCCAGUCUCUGGAAUGCCUCCGGCGGCCAACCAGGCUCCAAUGUCACAUGGCGGGCCCGCUGGCACUUCGAACCAUCCUUCGCCAAUGCCGUUGCAAGAUGCGACGCAAACCCGUCCACUUGCUGCAAAUGGAAAUUCCACGCAGGAGCAUGACACGCAGAUGACCAGCGCGGCCGAUUUGACCGCUGCUGCCAAUUCAAUCACUGUCAGCAGUACCCAACUGACCCCCGGCACAGAAAUUCCAACGCCCUCCAACGUCGCCUCCAAUGGCGCGCCCGCAAGCCUGCCGWUGCCUUCAGUUGCAAUGGCCAACGCUGGGCCUUCUGGCGUGUCGAUGGCACCGCCUGCAUCCGUCGUUGAACCAUCUGUGGUCGACAGCGACCCUGCACAUGCUUCUUCCACGGCAGAAGCGUCCGGCGGGCAGUCAAGUGCACUGCCACUGGUUGCGCAGGCGUCGAUGAGAUCUACUGAUGAGAGUCAGCCAGGGGCAGGUGUUUCAGUUGUAUCGCCAGCGGCUCCAAUGACGGCUCAGCAAGCAGCACCAAARCCGACUGAUACCCCUAUAGCGGUUGAAGCGCGACUGCCUGCAACUCCCGCUACUGGGCAGACUUYAGCAACAAUCGGUGAACCUUCUAUGUCUUCGGGUGGUACAAAGCGCUCRGCGGACGAUAGCGAGGCUGGCGUGGAAGACGGCGAUUCCAAGCGACUGAAGCUAUCUUGA